AUGUCCCGAGGAGUGUACCCACGCGUGAACUGUUUGGGCUGCGUCUGGACGUUGACGUUUGCUGUGUUUUCUCUGAUUGUGACCGACUCGGAGGCGUACAGCUGUCAUGAAGUGAGGACGGCUUUCCAGACGCGGCAGGUCGGGCCGCCUCAGCGCGUACCGGAGACACCUGGCACAGAUGUGGAUCUGCUGGUUUGUAAGCACCCAGGUCCAUCCUGCUGCACCCGGAAGAUGGAGGAGAGCUACCAGUUUGCUGUAAAACGAGAAACUCUCCACAAUAUUCAUUCCUACAGUGGCCAGCUGGAGCACCUCAUCUCUAAGCAUUCAGAGGCCUUUCAGUGUAAGUUCUCUGUGUGUGAAACUUAA
This is a messenger RNA of Menidia menidia (Atlantic silverside), 366 nucleotides long. The record is from the annotation of a GenBank genome assembly. Lineage: Eukaryota; Metazoa; Chordata; Actinopteri; Atheriniformes; Atherinopsidae.